UGGACUCAGCGGAAGCCUCGCUGCUGAACAAGCUGAUCCGCACGUCGCUGGUGGAGUCCAGCCACCAUGUGGAGAUCCUGCAGCGGGACCCCAGCUCCCCGCUUUUCUCCGUCAAAACCUUCGAAGAGCUGCCCCUGAAAAAGGAGCUCCUGAAGGGGGUUUACAUGAUGGGCUUCAACAGACCAUCCAAAAUCCAGGAGACGGCUCUUCCCCUCAUGCUGGCGUACCCGCCCCAAAAUCUGAUUGCCCAGAGCCAGUCAGGGACAGGGAAAACGGCAGCUUUUGCCUUGGCCAUGCUGAGCAGAGUCAACGCCGCCGAGAAACACCCGCAGUGCCUCUGCUUGGCUCCCACCUACGAGCUGGCCCUGCAGAUCGGGCACGUGAUUGAGACCAUCGGGGAGUUUUGCGCCGACAUCAAGGUGACGUACGCUGUCCGGGGAAACCAAGGUGAGUCUGGUCGUGCCGAGCGGAGCUGCCGGCGCCAUAUCGGGAGUUCA
This is a messenger RNA of Pterocles gutturalis (yellow-throated sandgrouse), 497 nucleotides long. Its product is annotated as ATP-dependent RNA helicase DDX25-like. Gene Ontology annotation, molecular function: RNA helicase activity; RNA binding; ATP binding. The transcript is spliced from 4 exons. The record is from RefSeq and is a predicted model, not a curated record. NCBI's taxonomy places the organism in Eukaryota, Metazoa, Chordata, Aves, Pterocliformes, Pteroclidae. The annotation marks the transcript as partial. Gene Ontology annotation, biological process: poly(A)+ mRNA export from nucleus. Gene Ontology annotation, cellular component: cytoplasmic stress granule; nucleus.